Molecule: messenger RNA, 927 nt
Organism: Fulvia fulva
Lineage: Eukaryota; Fungi; Ascomycota; Dothideomycetes; Mycosphaerellales; Mycosphaerellaceae
Exons: 2
Coding region: 1-927 (308 amino acids)
Source: RefSeq, a predicted model, not a curated record
AUGUCUGAAGGCGCGGCCGCACCUUCUGAGUCGCUGUUCAGGGCUUCGAAGCGCAGAAAAGUGUCCAGGAAGCGAAUCGCCGAGGAUGAUGCACCAAGCGAUGCUCUGGACGUCACCGAGGCCAACCCUGAACAGAGACAUCAGGAUGGAUCAGAGCAGCGAUCAAUCGUGAGAAGACCUGCAGCCAAGAAGCAUGGCAUCAGCUUCUCGAAUAGUGGCGCCCAAGGGGAAAGAAGGGCUGAGUCCGACAUGCAAGUGGCACUGGUCCCAGCGGUGAAGCAGGAUGAAGUGGACGUCGUGCAGACGGACCGCUUCAUGAAGCCGACAGGUAAAGUUGUCGUAGAAGACAAGCACUUGACGGCAUAUGUAGACUCGAAACUGGCUGAACUACGCUCGUCAACGUCCACGCCCACAUUGACCGAUGGAUCGCAUAUGAUUGGUGGUCCAGCGGACACGAAUGUUCACUCAUCAGUCCCCACCUCACCUGCAAGCACCGCCGCAAUGAGCGCCCCAAGUCACGACACCAUCCACGCGACCAGCAAUGCCCAACGACGCGCCCAAGCUCAUGCGGACCGCAUACGUAACAAGCAACGUCGGCGACAACCACAGAUUGAUCCCUCGGCCAUGGCUCGGGAUGCUAUGGUAGAUCGCAUCAUGCAGGAGAGUCAAGUACCUAUGUAUGACCGACCCGCAGCUGCAGCCACUGGUAUCGACAGCGAUGAAGCAGCAGCAGAGGCUUUCAAGGCUGAGUUCCUCGCCAGCCUUGAGGAUCAGAACAGAAGAAGGCCUCCCGCGCCACCUCCGGCUCAACGAGGCGCUGCGAACAGUGCUGUACCGGCUACUGGGCCGAAAUUGGGCGGCAGUCGACAGCAGAGGGAGAAGAUGAAGGCAAUCGAAGAAGCGAAAGCUGCGGCGGGGAAGAGAUGA